GUGCAAUUAAAAAUCUCAGGCGUGAACUUAAAAAAAAAAAAAGAAGAAGAAGAAGAAGAGAAUCAGACAUUUGCUAAUCCGACAGCCAUGGGAGAAGAGAAAUCUCAACUUCAAUUCCGUAGCAUCCCUUCUCUCAAGACCUCUGAUUUCGCUCUCACCAGUGAACCUUCAUGGAUGCUGCCGUCGAGAGGGAACACAAGAAGCGGUGGCGUUCUGAGCAAUUUCGCCUCCUUAUCGGUUGCAAUUAGGAGAGAUCGGAGGGAAUCUGGUGGAGCUUUCGCGUCCGUUUCGGUGGUGAUUCCCACCAAGGAAGAGGACGACGUAUUCGCGCCUACUUCGGCUCAGCUGUUGAAAAACCCCGUCGCACUUUUGUCAUUUGUACCGAAAGAUGCCGCUCUGUUUUUCGCCGGAGCGUUCGCCGGAGCCGCCGCAAAGUCAGUGACGGCACCGCUUGACCGUAUUAAGCUCCUUAUGCAGACGCAUGGUGUUCGAGCUGGGCAACAAAGUGCUAAGAAGGCUAUUGGCUUCAUAGAGGCGAUAAUGCUAAUUGGAAGAGAAGAAGGUGUUAAAGGUUAUUGGAAAGGAAACCUGCCUCAGGUGAUAAGGAUUGUGCCUUAUAGCGCGGUCCAGUUGUUUGCAUACGAAACAUACAAGAAACUCUUUAGGGGAGAAGACGGCCAAUUGUCUGUUCUUGGAAGGCUUGGGGCUGGUGCUUGUGCUGGCAUGACGUCGACCCUGAUAACAUAUCCUUUAGAUGUGCUGAGAUUGAGGUUAGCUGUUGAACCGGGGUAUCGAACCAUGUCCCAGGUAGCCUUGAACAUGCUGAGGGAGGAAGGAGUUGCAUCAUUUUAUAACGGUCUAGGUCCUUCGCUUUUAAGUAUAGCUCCUUACAUUGCCCUCAACUUCUGCGUCUUUGAUCUGGUAAAGAAAUCUUUGCCAGAGAAGUAUCAAAAGAAGACACAGGCAUCUCUACUAACAGCAGUGGUAGCUGCUGCUAUUGCUACGGGAACUUGCUAUCCGUUGGAUACCAUUAGAAGACAGAUGCAGUUGAAGGGUACUCCUUAUAAAUCCGUAUUAGACGCCUUUUCAGGAAUCAUUGAGCGUGAAGGAGUGAUUGGAUUGUACCGUGGGUUUGUCCCCAAUGCCCUGAAAAGCAUGCCAAACAGCAGUAUAAAGCUGACAACAUUCGAUAUCGUGAAGAAACUCAUUGCAGCGAGCGAGAAGGAGUACCAAAAAAUAGCGGAUGAUAAUCGUAAGAAAGCUGCCGCAACUCCACCUCCUCCUACCACAACUGAUGAAUAAACCUGAAGCUCUUUUUUCCCCCGUAAUGCAAUCAUCUUUUCUUUGUGUGUGUGUGUGUAUUGUUUGAAUGUUUUUUUUGUGGUAAGACGCAUGAUUUUUGAAUUGAAUCAUGAAGGCCACGCAGAGAGUUCAGUUCAUGUAUUUGUAUGGUAAUAAAUGGUCCGCCCCUUACGGAAUAAUUUUUCGGUUUACCAAAUAAAAAACCGGUUUGA
Brassica oleracea var. oleracea is the source of this 1514-nucleotide messenger RNA. Its product is annotated as thylakoid ADP,ATP carrier protein, chloroplastic. Gene Ontology annotation, cellular component: thylakoid membrane. Gene Ontology annotation, molecular function: ATP transmembrane transporter activity. Bases 88 to 1302 code for a protein of 404 amino acids. Gene Ontology annotation, biological process: transmembrane transport. Lineage: Eukaryota; Viridiplantae; Streptophyta; Magnoliopsida; Brassicales; Brassicaceae. The transcript is spliced from 10 exons. The record is from RefSeq and is a predicted model, not a curated record.